Molecule: messenger RNA, 1617 nt
Organism: Truncatella angustata
Lineage: Eukaryota; Fungi; Ascomycota; Sordariomycetes; Amphisphaeriales; Sporocadaceae
Product: major facilitator superfamily domain-containing protein
Exons: 2
Coding region: 1-1617 (538 amino acids)
Biological process (GO): transmembrane transport
Cellular component (GO): membrane
Molecular function (GO): transmembrane transporter activity
Source: RefSeq, a predicted model, not a curated record
AUGCCGUCAGUUAUGGAAGUGGGUGAAGGUGUCAUAACCCCAGACAACGGACUUUCCGACAAUGACGCCCCUGAAACCCUCACGAAGACCGAAAUCCAGCGCCUCGGGCGACAGCGUCCUACGGUCUUCACAAAGGCCUCCACGGAGGUCGGAUUCGUGGUCACGAUUAUCGUCUCUAUGAUGAUGAGCGAGUACUUCAUCAGUGGUUUCAACAUCGUCUUGCCCACCAUUGCCGACGAGAUUAGCAUUCCCGAUUCUCAGCGGACCUGGCCUUCUGAGGUCAUAAAUCUUACCACGGCCGCACUGCUUUUGCCCUUUGCCAGACUCAGCGACCAAUAUGGCGGCCGGGUCAUUUUCCUGUUGGGACAUGCAUGGCUCACGAUCUGGUCCCUAAUCGCCGGCUUUAGCCAGAACCCGACAAUGCUAAUUGUAUGUCGUGCGAUGCAGGGCAUUGGUAGCAGUGCGUACCUUCCAGCUGGUAUAUCAUUGCUCGGUACUGUGUAUCGACCCGGACCGAGAAAGAACAUGGUUUUCAGCUUCUACGGCGCGAUGGCCUGCAUUGGAUUCUAUAUCGGUAUUUUCCUAGGUGCGGUAGCCGGACAGUUGUUGACGUGGAAAUGGUUCUUCUACAUUGGUGCUAUUCUUAUGUUCAUCAAUACGAUUAUUGGAUUCCUUGCCAUCCCGAGACAUCUUGGCGACGGCGAUUCGAGCGCACGCAUGGACUGGCUGGGUGUAACCACCAUCGUACCUGGCAUCAUCCUGGUGGUCUAUGCGUUGACAGACGGUAGCCAUGCGCCGAGCGGAUGGCGAACUCCGUACAUCAUUGUCACUUUUGUUCUCGGAGUCAUCUUGCUAUGCCUUGCCGUCUAUAUCGAGGGCUGGGUAGCAUCGCAGCCUUUGCUGCCCGCUGAACUCUUCCGGCCAAAAUACAUGCGGCGCCUCGCACUGUCCAUGUUUUUCUCAUACGGUGUAUUCGGACUGUUCCUCUUCUAUGCCAGUUACCAACUGCAAACUGUCUUAAAGACGACACCUCUCCAAACGGCUGCAUGGUUCACACCUUUGGCUGUUGGUGGAAUGUUCCUUGCGAUAGCCGGCGGCCUCCUUCUUCAUCUUCUACCAGGCCGCAUUCUCUUAAUUAUAUCAGGACUGGGAUAUUUGCUUUGCGUACUUCUCUUUGCCCUCAUGCCCGCUCAGUCGGAAUCCGGCGGACCCUCGCUGUCGUUUCUGUACUGGGCCUAUGUCUUCCCAUCGAUGAUAUGCGGAACCAUUGGUGUCGAUAUCCUUUACAACGUCACGAACAUUUUCAUCACCACAGCCAUGCCUGCGCGGCUCCAGGCCACUGCCGGUGCGCUAAUCAACAGCUUGUUGUACCUGGGCAUGGCGUUCUGGCUGGGGAUCGGAGAACUUGCUGUCUCGACUACGGUGGAUUAUCGUGGGGAGGGCAACGUCAGUCUCAAAGAGCAGUACCAGAUAGGCUUUUGGUUAGGGGCUGCAUUGGCUGGCUUGGCGUUGUUACUCAACGCCACUAUUAAUAUUGGAGAAGCGGCUGCCGAACUGACGGCCGACGAGAAAGAGAAGAUAAAGUUAGAGCAGUUGCAGCAGCAGGCACAACAUUAG